Molecule: messenger RNA, 1329 nt
Organism: Bactrocera oleae (olive fruit fly)
Lineage: Eukaryota; Metazoa; Arthropoda; Insecta; Diptera; Tephritidae
Product: putative 115 kDa protein in type-1 retrotransposable element R1DM
Molecular function (GO): catalytic activity
Source: RefSeq, a predicted model, not a curated record
AUGAACCAUUGUGAAGCUGCGCAUGACUUGCUUAUGCAGAUAGUACGUGAACUGAAGAUUGACCUUGUGCUUAUAUCGGAGCCUUAUAAACAACUAACUGGCCUACCAUGGGAGACAGACAUCACCACAGCUGUAUAUGGUCUUGUGACAAGCCCCUUUCAGAGUGUCGUUAACAAUGUCAGCGCCGGCUUUGUAGCAGCACCAGUAGACGGCAUCCGCUUCUACAGCUGCUACGCACCACCUAGCCUCACCAUUGUUGAAUUCAUAGACUUCCUGGAUCGACUGACCAAGGACGCGAAGCAGUAUUACCCAGUUGCAAUAGCUGGGGACUUCAACGCCUGGGCAGUGGACUGGGGCAGCAAAUACACUAACGCACGAGGAAAAGCACAACUAGAGGCCUUUACUACACUAGAUGUGGUACUGCUCAACAGUGGUGACAUGCCGACCUACACCAAAGGCGACGCAAGCUCGAUUGUAGAUCUCACCUUUGUCAGCAGCAGUAUUGCCAGAAAAAAUUGCGACUGGAGAGUGUUAAACAUCUACACUGCUAGCGAUCACAAUGCAAUUCUGUGGGAAACACCAAACCACAAGAGCCCUAGAAGGUCUAAUAACCAACUGAACACCAUCGGUUGGAAAGUGAAAUCCUUUGAUCCAAGUGCAUUGCUAGUAUCUCUAGACUCUGACCCGAUUAUCACUGGACCUGCAGAAGAUAAGACCAAAGAUCUGUUGACGAGACUGACCCGAGCUUGUGACGUCAGCAUGCCUCGUAAACGAGAUAAUAAUCAACGACCAUCGGUGCACUGGUGGAACGACCGAAUCAGUACGCUCCGGGCAAAGUGUCUUAAGAAAAGAAGAAUAUCUCAGCGUGGCUACCGACGACCUUACUCCGCAGAGCUGGUUGCAGAGUACAAACAGGCGCGUCGGAAUCUAAACAAAGCCAUCAAGGAAAGCAAAAGACGCUGCUGGACGGAACUCGUCGAAGAAGUGGAGAGGGACCCAUGGGGUAGACCGUAUAAGGUGGUCAUGACCCACCUGAAGAGCCAGCCAAUGCCAUCGCCAACGUGCCCACAACUCCUACUGAAGAUCGUAGCUGCGCUGUUUCCACGGCAACGUGAUUUUAUGUACUCAUCACUGCAGCCGAAUUCCGAAGACAUUCCACCUGUCACGAAGGAAGAACUGAUGGAGGCCAGCAACCGCGUCGGGAAUAAUAAAACGCCGGGAUUGGACGGAAUCCCUAAUAUCGCUUUAAACUUCACGUUCUCCUUCGGGCGUACAAUCAAAGCAUCCGGUUUCGUCCGUAUAGGUAUAUAUCUUAGUUUGCGGCCUUAA